Dendroctonus ponderosae (mountain pine beetle) is the source of this 2615-nucleotide messenger RNA. It is a transcript of the gene Med, whose product is annotated as mothers against decapentaplegic homolog 4. NCBI's taxonomy places the organism in Eukaryota, Metazoa, Arthropoda, Insecta, Coleoptera, Curculionidae. The record is from RefSeq and is a predicted model, not a curated record. Bases 335 to 2215 code for a protein of 626 amino acids. Gene Ontology annotation, cellular component: heteromeric SMAD protein complex. Gene Ontology annotation, biological process: SMAD protein signal transduction; anatomical structure morphogenesis; transforming growth factor beta receptor signaling pathway. The transcript has 10 exons. Gene Ontology annotation, molecular function: I-SMAD binding; DNA-binding transcription factor activity, RNA polymerase II-specific; RNA polymerase II cis-regulatory region sequence-specific DNA binding.
CAGACAGUCCAAGCACUACUUGUCUUUAUCUAUGAGUCCAAGCCUCUAAUUUUUCCGUAACUGCGAGUGAACAUGUGAGUGAGACGAAGUGAAAAAUAUUUUGUGCAGUCUUGUUCAUUUGAGUCAAAGAAAACUAUUGAUUCAUUGAGUUUCAAUUGUCAACAGAAUGGACUCUGCUGUUUGUAUAUUUAUAAUUUGAUUGGCCAAAUGGUUGUUUGAAAUUAGUUAAAGCAGCGUGGGGUGGUGUUCACAGUGUUAAAAGGAUUGUUAUUUUUAGUUUAUCCAAACUAAGGUUAUGUCAUUCAUUAAAUUGCAAUCAUUUUAAGUGAUUAAUAUGGCAGGAUUAGCUGCCAACGCUCCAUCUUCCGCAGAUGCUUGUCUUAGCAUUGUCCACAGCUUGAUGUGUCAUCGACAGGGGGGCGAAUGUGAAGGAUUUGCUAAAAGAGCAAUUGAAUCAUUAGUAAAAAAAUUGAAAGAGAAGAGAGAUGAACUUGAUUCACUAAUUACUGCGAUUACUACUAGUGGAGCUCAUCCAAGCAAAUGUGUCACGAUUCAGAGAACAUUAGAUGGGAGGUUACAAGUAGCUGGACGGAAAGGUUUUCCGCAUGUGAUUUAUGCCAGAAUUUGGAGAUGGCCAGAUCUCCACAAAAAUGAACUCAAGCACAUUAAAUACUGCCAGUUUGCUUUUGAUUUGAAGUGUGACUCAGUAUGUGUAAAUCCAUAUCACUAUGAAAGAGUGGUUUCUCCUGGAAUAGAUCUCUCAGGGCUUACUUUACAAACUGGAGCUCCUCGAAUGAAAGAUGAGUACAGUACAGGAACUGUGGCAGCAGCUUCUAUGGAUGUAGAUGGAGAUCUAGGUAUGGGGGUAUCUCAAACUGUACAGCACCAUCCUCCUCAACAAAAUUUCAAUUUGGCCCCAAUGCAGGCUUCAUCAAGUGAUCCAGGAAUGUAUAAUCCUUCAAAUAGAGGUAUUUUGGGUUCUACAAUACCAAAAAUCGAGAGCGGACUCGAUCCAAGCAGGUCUAAUUGGUUGCCACAUAUGCAUUUGUCUCGUCACCAAAGCCAAAAUCAAGUAACGAGUACCGUUAUUAGUAACCAGCAAUCAGUUUCAUCAGCGCAAGUUAUGCAUGGUACGCCAACCCAUAGCAACUCUGGCCAGUUUUAUGCUACCUCUCAAGCGACAGUAGGUUCGGAUCGCUCUCAGGAGUCAAUUUCACAAAAUUUAGCGAACAAUUCACCAGUGUCUCCGCAUCUCCAGCAAAACGGCUUUAAUGGGGCCAGUAAUACGGUUUUAGCUGGUAGUGGAUCGGCAAAUACACAAUCUGUUACAACGCUUCCUCAAUCCUAUACCGGUGCAGGUGGAACUUGGACUGGCUCUAAUACCCUUACAUAUACUCAAAGCAUGCAACCGCCUGAUAAUAGAAACCACCUUAAUAAUUAUUGGAAUCACACUGCGUCUAACCAAAUAGGCAAUGAUGUAAACCUAGGUGGACUUCUUUCAGCUCAGCCCGCGCCGGAAUAUUGGUGCUCAGUGGCUUAUUUCGAAUUAGAUACACAGGUUGGCGAGACAUUUAAAGUGCCAUCAAAUUGUCCAAAUGUUACAAUAGAUGGGUAUGUUGAUCCUUCUGGUGGGCACAGGUUUUGUUUAGGAGCUCUUAGUAAUGUCCAUCGAACUGAUCAAAGUGAAAGAGCAAGAUUACAUAUUGGUAAAGGCGUUCAACUCGACCUAAGAGGAGAAGGCGAUGUAUGGUUGCGGUGUCUAAGCGAUCACUCCGUUUUCGUUCAAAGUUAUUAUUUAGACAGAGAAGCUGGAAGACAACCAGGAGACGCAGUGCAUAAAAUUUAUCCAUUGGCAUAUAUUAAGGUUUUUGACUUAAGACAGUGUCAUCAUCAAAUGACCACUCAGGCUCAAACAGCACAGGCUGCAGCUGCCGCACAAGCCGCUGCAGUUGCUGGUCACAUUCCUGGUCCUCACUCUGUCGGGGGAAUCGCUCCAGCAAUAAGUUUAUCGGCCGCCACUGGAAUCGGAGUGGAUGAUUUAAGAAGACUUUGCAUUUUAAGACUCAGUUUUGUUAAAGGCUGGGGUCCAGACUAUCCUAGACAAUCUAUUAAAGAAACUCCGUGUUGGAUUGAGGUGCACUUGCACAGGGCUCUUCAACUUUUAGAUGAAGUUUUACAUACUAUGCCUAUAGAUGGUCCCAGGGGCAUAGAAUAAGCAGGUAUAUUUUACUGCAUCCAAUUAUUACUUAUUCAGCGGAUAAGAGCGACUUAUUGAUGGAAUUCAUAUGUUGUGUACUGUUCAAUGGCAAUGUAAGGAAGUUUUUCCACUGGAGCUAUGCUAGAAGAAUAUUAAGUAAAUUCGCAUUUAAUUACGUUUUCCAAAAAAAUAGGGAUAGUGAGUUUUUGGCGGACAAAUUGCAUAUUUUUUUGGUAAUGAUGAGACCGUUUAAGUUCCCUUCACCAGCAAUUGAUUCAGUGGUCCAUGGAACGAUGGAGAAUUGAAAAACAAUAAGAGUUUGCAUCAAGCUCGAUUAGAGAAAUGCGAAAAAUAAAAUUUCUUAAUUGUUGCCGAACCGCUGUGAAUAUUUACAUAUUUUUUUUGAUUUGUCCGUGGC